Messenger RNA from Callorhinchus milii (elephant shark), 1291 nucleotides. RefSeq names its product Sp7 transcription factor (gene sp7). Gene Ontology annotation, biological process: regulation of transcription by RNA polymerase II. The record is from RefSeq and is a predicted model, not a curated record. The coding region runs from base 2 to 1291 and encodes 429 amino acids. Lineage: Eukaryota; Metazoa; Chordata; Chondrichthyes; Chimaeriformes; Callorhinchidae. Gene Ontology annotation, molecular function: DNA-binding transcription factor activity, RNA polymerase II-specific; RNA polymerase II cis-regulatory region sequence-specific DNA binding. The transcript is spliced from 2 exons.
GAUGGCAGCCUCGAUGUUGGAGGAGGACGCCAGGUUUGGCUCCAGCCCGUUGGCCAUGUUGACCGCCACCUGCAAUAAAUUCGGGGGCUCCAGCCCGCUCCGAGACCCCUCCACGCCGGGAAAACCCAACGUCAAUCCCGGGAAGAACUCCUACAGUCCCGGCUCGGAGCUGAUGGCCGCCAAGAGCAGAGGACCCGAGGGGAUGGCUGACGGCUACGCCGGGGUGGGGGUGGGCUGCGGGAACGGCUUGAUGUCCACGUCCCCGAACCCGCAGAGCUCCGCGGGCUACGGGAACGAUUACGGCCCCUUCUCUCACUCCUUCCCGCCUGCCUCAGGAGCCCAGGACCCAUCUCUCCUGGUGUCCAAGGGCCACCCGCCCUCAGACUGCCUGCACGGAGUCUACCCCUCCCUGGACAUGGGGCACCCGUACGGCUCCUGGUACAAGACCGGCAUCCACCACGGCAUCUCCACCGGUUCCACCAACGCCACCACCUCCUGGUGGGACAUGCACUCCAACAGCAACUGGCUCAGUGCUCCCGGUCAGGCCGAUGGGCUUCAGGCUUCCUUCCAGCCGGUGUCAUCCCAAUCCCCGAUCAACGCCCAACUGUCCGGCUACGGCUCCGACUUUGGAUCCCUAAACCACUAUUCCCCGGUGGGUCUGGGCUCCCCCUCGCCCCUCCUGCCCUCCAGCCAACACAUGAUCUCGCAGGAAAUGUUCAAGCCCAAAGCACCGGCCAACAGUGGUCUGAUGGAGAACCCGCUGGGCCUCAAGUCCCCCAGCCGGUCCUCGUACGGAGGUGGGACGGGCAGAGCCACCUGCGAUUGCCCCAAUUGCCAGGAGAUUGAGAGGUUGGGGGUGUCGGGGGUGAACGUGAGGAAGCGAGCGGUCCACAGCUGCCACAUCCCGGGCUGCGGUAAAGUCUACGGCAAAGCCUCUCACCUGAAAGCUCACCUGAGGUGGCACACGGGGGAAAGGCCUUUCGUGUGCAAUUGGCUCUUCUGCGGGAAGAGGUUCACCAGGUCGGACGAGCUGGAGAGACACGUUCGCACGCACACCAGGGAGAAGAAGUUCACCUGCCUCCUGUGUAACAAGCGCUUCACCCGCAGCGAUCACCUCAACAAGCACCAGAAGACCCACAACGAGCCCGGGGCCAAGCAGGCCAACGAGAGCGACGGGGAGAGAGGAGACGUCAGGGACCCAGCCUCGCCUGGCAACGGGAUGCAGGUGGCCGGCUCCGGGGAAGCCGAGAAAACAGGCGCUGGGGAACAGGCGGCUCUACUGGAAAUAUAA